Messenger RNA from Leucoraja erinaceus (little skate), 3494 nucleotides. RefSeq names its product ubiquitin specific peptidase 18 (gene usp18). Gene Ontology annotation, molecular function: cysteine-type deubiquitinase activity; cysteine-type endopeptidase activity. Gene Ontology annotation, cellular component: nucleus; cytosol. Lineage: Eukaryota; Metazoa; Chordata; Chondrichthyes; Rajiformes; Rajidae. Gene Ontology annotation, biological process: protein deubiquitination. The record is from RefSeq and is a predicted model, not a curated record. The transcript is spliced from 13 exons. Bases 500 to 1993 code for a protein of 497 amino acids.
CGUUAUGGGCCGAACCCAGGCAGGUGAGACUAGUGUAGAUGGGACAUGUUGGGCGGUGUGGGCAGGUUGGUCUCCACACUGUAUGACUCUUAUGAACAAAACAUUUGUUGCUUCGCUUGCCGCAUUAGAUGCGUUCACAGAGCCCAUUGAAUUCUAUGCCCCAUUGUGGCUCUGCCUUUAACUCUGAAUCAACCCGUUAAACUGAAGCGGACGCUCUUAAGUUUGAAACGUAAUCAAAAUAAAAGUGAGUGCCGUAUGCUGACAAAGAUGUUGGCAGUCUGAAAUACAAUACAACACGCUGUAAACGCGGAGUCUGUUGCUGGGUCGGUGGUGUUUCUGGGCAAGGAGGUGUCUGUGUUGUGUUGUGAAGCUGGAGCUGUCGUUGCUGUGACCAGGGAAUCAACAGCACAGUUUCAGUUUCGUUUGUGUGGAAACUGUGAGGAGCAGCGAGCGGCCCGGCCUGGCCUGUGUGGCAUCGAGUUCCCGUGGGUGCUGCACCAUGUCCUACAGCGACUACGCUUGGAUUCGGUCGGAGAGAAGGAUCGCUAACCAGUCCAGAUCUACAGCCCACGACAGGACCCUGUACUACGACAGAAGGAUUUGGGACACAAUCGGCAGCAGCAGCCGAACCCCCUACUCUCGGAUCCCGGACAACAUCCUUCAACUUCGUCAGGCGAGAUCCCACUGGGAAACGUAUCCAACCGGGAGAGAUUUCGCAUAUCAAGAUUAUCCUAGUGAGCGACCUUCCCAAGGGCCAACGGACUCAAUGGGUAACAUAACCAUCCAAUUCUCUCGAAGCUCAGAGCGUUUAGUGAAGGUUACAGAACCAUGCGUCAGAACAAUCAGCGAACCAGCACAGGAAAGCAAUGCAAACACUGAUUCAAUGGAGAAUUCUGCCGGAAAUGAAAAGCAAGUUCAUGAAGCAACAGCCUGCAGUAGCUGUGACGGAAAUACCCUUGAUGUAGACCAUAAACAAAGACCCACAAGAUUCAGUGAUGGUGAGUUUUUGGGCCUCAUGAACACAGGCAACAGCUGCUGUAUCAAUGUCCUUCUGCAGACACUGUUUAUGACACCAGAAUAUAGGAACUUUCUUUCCAGGUGUCGACAAGAAGGCUUCCUGAAAAAUGCACGCGAUCACAUCCUGUAUCAACUUGAUGAAAUGUUCCAGAAACUGCAGAAUUUUGGUGCAAGAAGAUUUACAUCGCCUCUUAAAUUUAUUCACUGCUUAAGUUUAAACCACAUAAACAUUGGGAUUCAAAUGGAUGCUGAAGAAUUAUUCCGUUCCCUCUUUUGUCUGGUACAAAAUCAGUUGAAGGGGACAGACCUUAUCACAGAUAUGAAUGACAUUUACAUUAUUACCACUGAAGAAUAUACAAAGUGCACUGAAUGUCAGCAAGAAAUUAAACUGAAUGGAAACAUGCUGACUCUUCCACUUUCUAUAUGCGACCCCUCAACAGAAACGCCUCUUAAGAAUAUAGAGAAUUCUCUAGCCAACUUCUUUGAACCCCAAAGGUUAGACGCUGGUAACAUGUGCUAUUGUGAGCAAUGUGGACGAAAGACAGUCACAAUAAAGAGUUAUGGAAAGAUUUUGUAUCCACAAAUACUGUGUUUACAGAUGAAACGCUUUUCUUCAUAUUAUGGAAGAACAUUCAAGAAUUAUGAUUUUAUGGAGUUUCCUGAGAGUUUGAAUUUGACAACGUUUGGGGACGAAUCUCACAGCGAAAGGAACAAGUUUCAGUACCAGCUCAUGUCUGUGAUUGUACAUAUGGGUAGUGCGACAUUUGGCCAUUAUUACGCUUAUAUACGAACCUUCCCUGAGAUGUGCUGGUAUAGUUUCAUGGAUGAACAUGUCAGUAAAGCAACGUGGGAAGAAGUAAAAAGUACAUUUGGAUCUUCACAGAGGUAUUCGAGUCGAAGUGGUUUCCAAAUGGAUGGAACAGCUUAUCUUCUAUUUUAUAGAAGAAUGGAUGUCAGCCAAAAUGCAGCAGACUGAAAGAACAUAUCUCCCAAGCUAUGGCUGAAUUUCAGAAUUUCAUUACUUGUUGGCGACCUUGUCUAUUUCUUAAAAAUUUUAAUGACAUGUUUUAUGAUUUUAAGCUAGAUGUCUGCGAGACAUACGUAGUGCAGUAUUUGUCACUUAUGUGUGUGACGUUCCUAAGUUUAGUCAUUUAAAUGACGGAUUAUAUUUUAAAACUGGGCUAAAAAAAAAAAUGGCAAUGCAAAAUCAGGGACCAGGAAUUUGAUAGCAGGCCUAGGGAUUAGGUCGGGGCCAAAUCCGGCUCGGGAUGCUGGUGUACAGUGCUGGUGGGCAUGAGUCUCUCAGUAUAUAUAAUAUGUGGGGUGCAGAAUUUGUGGGAACAGCUGGGACCAUUUAAUACUGGGGAUCAGUGCUAUUAAUCAUCAGUUCCUCAUUGAAUAGUGACAUAUUGAAGGGCGGUGCUGGCUCAAAAGGCCGAAUGGCCUACUCCUGCACCUGUUUCCUAUGUUUGUAUAUUGCUGGUGAACGAGGUUUUAAUUUCAAGUUUAGUUCAGAGUUUUUGCAUGGAAACAUGCCUUUCUGCUCACUGAGUCAAUCUGACCAGGAAGGGGAUAUGGAGGUGAAUGGGAACAGGAUGGGGUGGUGGCUGAGAGGAGGAUGAUGUGGGCAAGAUUGUGUGGGUGUGUUGCAAGUGGCAGUCCCUGAAACUCACCAUUUAUGUUCAGCCUGAGCCCGUUCAGGCAGCAUCAGGGCCACAGAUGUCAAGGCCCACAGAUCAGCACAUGUAGAAUUCUUCUAAAUGUUUAUCAAAGCAGAGGAGACGGGACAAAGCAAAUACCAAGAUCACAAAUCCAUGGCAUAAGAUGGUAAAUCAAAUUACGGAAAAUUAUAUAUCAAAUAUUACAAACUGUUAGUUAAGAUACUAUAACCGUAACAUUCACGUCACUCUCACUGAAGAAUUUUUUUUUUUGCAAUAAUUUGAAAGAAUUAUCUGUUUAAUUUUUUUUUCUGAUGAGAUUUUGUCUGAUCAGUGUGUCCAUGUGUGUGUGCAUGUCCAUGUGUGCUUAGUGUGAAUGUGUGUGUACAUGUGUGUCCAUGUGUGCUUGCUAUGUGUAUGUGGGUGUGUGUACGUGUAUGUCCAUGGGUGAUUAGUGUGAAUGUGUUUAUGUGUACAUGUGUGCUUGGUGUGUGUAUGUGUGUGUCUGUGAGUGUGUGUCCAUGUGUGCUUAGUGUGAAUGUGUUUGUGUGUACAUGUGUGCUUGGUGUGUGUAUGUGUGUGUCUGUGAGUGUGUGUCCAUGUGUGCUUAGUGUGAAUGUGUUUGUGUGUACAUGUGUGUCCAUGUGUGCUUGGUGUGUGCUUAGUGGGUGUGCGUACAGGUGUGUCCAUGUGUGCUUAGUGUGUGUAUGUGUGUGUCUGUGAGUGUGCCUGUGUGUACAUUGAUGUGUGUACGUACUAAGUCUGCGUGGCAGUUUGGGUUCCAAUCACUUCCCAGCUGGAGUGUGGGGGGGAGAUGGG